AUGAUUUCUAGAAUCUCCAAAUAAGUUAACUCUAAUUUAAACUCCAACUAAGAAGAAUGCUCUUACUAAACUGAAUUCCAUCAUUAAACACAUUCCUAAUUUAAAGAUGGAAUUUUUAAGUUUAAAUAGUUCAGAUAAAGAAGAAAAACUAUUCAAUAUGGUUAAAAAGAUAGAAGCAGUGCGAUUUAUAAAUAUAUUAAAGAAAAGCAAAAAGCCUAUCUUAAUUAUAAACCUCGAGCUCAAAUAUCCUAAUUCUCUGAAGAAGAAGAUAGAAUACUAAUCUUGCUUGUUAAAAAAUUAGGACCUAAGUUUGAUAAAAUAACAAGAUAUUUCUCUGGAAAAACUGUCAAUAUGAUUAAAAAUAGAUACUAUAAAUCUCUUCGAUACAUUGAAUCUCAAGAAAUUCCUAAAAAAAUCGAACAAGAACUUAUUUAAAGUAAUAAUGAGUCAAGGAUUAUUGGCAGAAAAAUUCUAAAUUAAUGGCCACAACAUAAAUAAAUGAACUCUCUGAUAGAAUAAAGUCCUCUUUUUCCAGAAGCUAAAGAAAUUUUGCACACAUUUUUUACCUCAUUUUAAUUAGUCAUUAGUAAUUGCAAAAAAUGA
Molecule: messenger RNA, 603 nt
Organism: Paramecium sonneborni
Lineage: Eukaryota; Ciliophora; Oligohymenophorea; Peniculida; Parameciidae
Source: the annotation of a GenBank genome assembly